Exophiala dermatitidis NIH/UT8656 is the source of this 2702-nucleotide messenger RNA. RefSeq lists its product as uncharacterized. Lineage: Eukaryota; Fungi; Ascomycota; Eurotiomycetes; Chaetothyriales; Herpotrichiellaceae. Gene Ontology annotation, biological process: RNA export from nucleus; protein import into nucleus. The transcript has 2 exons. The record is from RefSeq and is a predicted model, not a curated record. Gene Ontology annotation, cellular component: nuclear pore central transport channel; nuclear pore. The coding region runs from base 286 to 2358 and encodes 690 amino acids. Gene Ontology annotation, molecular function: structural constituent of nuclear pore; phospholipid binding.
ACAAACUGCCUGCGACUGCAUCUUGAACUGCAACGACUUUUUGUUCCGCGUCUGGAGCGCGUUCACUUCACAUUCAUUGCUCUGGCUGAUACUCAGCACACAAACUCCUCCACAGAAUACUUCUUAUGCCAAUCUCAUAUCACUGAAGACACUUUGUACCCUCACAAGCAGCUGUUGCCUUAUUGACACGUUCGGGUCCAGCCUCGUUUCCCCUCGGCGAUGCUAUCGUCCUAGACCGCGACAUUUCUACACAGCAAAACACAUACUCGCUGGUCAACUCCCAAUAUGGCCUUCAAUUUCGGCGCACCCGCUAGCAGCGGGGGAAGCAGUCAGUCAAUAUUUGGCACAACCAACAAGCCUGCAACAGGAGGUGGCCUAUUUGGAAAUGCUGGAACAUCAGCGACAUCAGGCACAACAGGCACAACCGCAUCGGGCUCAAAUACACCCACCUUCAGCUUUGGAAGUUCCAACCAGACCACUUCGAAUCCUCCCUCGAAGCCUUUGUUCGGAGCAGCAGGAUCAUCGCAGCAAAGUUCCACACCUUCCACGCUCUUCGGACAGACCAACACUGCAGGUGCCAGUGGUACAGGAUCUUCUGGGAGUCUGUUUGGUGCGAAAAAGCCAGACAAUCAGACCGGCGAUGCUUCAAAACCUGCGUUCGCAGGGUUCACUACACCAGACAAAGCAGGGGCUCCAUCGACCUCAGCAUCAGGAGCAUCUCUGUUUGGAUCCACCACGCCUGCGACCACGGGCACGAGCAAUCUCUUCAGUUUCGGCAAUGCUUCAACGACUCCUGCUGGCCCUCCCCCAUCUGGCUCGACCCUUGGCGCGAGUACCGGCGGGACAAAUGCUACGGGUGGUGGAGGUCUAUUCGGUGCUGCGAAGCCUGCAGAAGAGACACAGAAAUCCGCAACGUUCAGCUUUGGCAAACCUGCGACGAGCGCUGCACCGUCAUCAGCAACAUCAACGUCCGCAGGAGGUCUCUUUGGUGGUGGUGGUGCCAAACCAAGUUUUGGUUUUGGGGCAGCCUCAAAGCCAGCGGAGUCCACCGCGGCCACUACUCCAGCUCUGAACGCUUCCAGUUCGGAACAGAAGCCCUUGUUCUCAUUUGCCGGCCCUGGGUCAGCUUCUUCGGCCGGACCGUCUGCAUCUACUCCUGCAACUUCACAGCCACCUUCGUCCACAGCCCCGUCCUUGUUUGGUGAUUCAUCCAAACAGACUUCAAGCGCUUCCAGUCUCUUCUCGAAACCCGCUGCGACCUCCGAAGCAUCAGCACCUAAUAAACCCACGUUCUCAUUUGGUGCACCCUCAACGCAGGCAUCCAGUGCAGCACCUCAAACAACCUCAGCACCCGCUUCAAAGCCCUUGUUUGGUGGCGGUUUCAACGUGGGCGCGUCCACGACUUCUUCCGCCCCUGCAGCGACAGGAACAGCUGCUGCUCCCGCAACCUCAGAUGCUCCUAAGAGUCCUUUCUCGUUCGCUCCCGCUGCAACCUCAUCAGGCUCUCAGCCCGCUUCAACAUCAGCCCCCACUGGCAGUGCCUUCUCUUUCCCGACAACAUCGGCAACCUCGACAUCUCAGCCUACCACGACCACUGGCACGAACACAGCUACCACUGGCAAUGCGACUGCUUCAGGUGGCGCGCCAGGGACCUCAGGAGCACAGACUUCUACGAUGGGACCAGCUCCUCCUGCGCAAUCGCGCCUUCGCAAUAAGACCAUGGAUGAAAUUCUUACGCGAUGGGCGACUGACAUGUCCCGGUAUUCCAAAGAGUUCAAGGAGCAUGCGGAAACAAUUGCACAUUGGGACCAGAUUAUCGUGGAUAACUCUUCGAAGAUUGAUAAGCUCUACGUCAAGACUCGUACAUGUGAGAGGCAGACGAUGAGCGUGGAUAUGCAGCUUACAGCAGUUGAAAACCAGCAAUCUGAGUUGGAGAGCUGGCUGACAAAGUAUGAGAAUGACGUGGAAGAGAUGCUGGCAAAGGAUACCACCAGCCCCAGCGAACUGGGUGGACCUGAUCUCGAAAGAGAAAGAACCUACAAGCUUGCCGAGAAACUGGGGGAGAGACUCGAAGAAAUGCAACGCGAUUUGGAGAGCAUGGUUGAAGAGGUUAAUGCCGCAAAUGCAAGCUUGAACAAGAGUGGCAAGGCGGAUGAGCCGAUCACCCAGAUUGUCAAAAUCCUGAAUUCGCACUUGGUUCAGCUCCAGGCCAUCGAUCAAGGCACCGUUGCCCUUCAAGAGCGUGUGGCUGCCGCACAAAAGGCGGCCAGCAGUGUCGGUUACCUGACCAAUUCCGUGAACGGAAAUGGCAGUGCAGCGGCUCAAGACUUCUAUCGGAGCUACAUGGGGCGACGGUAAUUUAUGGCUUGUGCCGAAUACUCGCAAAGGGCAUUGAACUCAGGUGGGCCUGGCGUUGGCUUUAGCAUGGUUUGCUAGGUACUGUGAGAGCCGAGAGAUCUCUCAAAGGAUGUACGAGUGCUCAAGAAUGAACUUCGAGGCGGAGUGUGUGUUCACGACCGAAUUUAGAAAAACAGGCACGAUAACUCCCAGUGAGCGGAGAAUGCAAUUCGAUUGUGUCAAGGACAAACACUCUCCACGGAGCUAAAGUAGGCAUGCCGUGGAGAGAUAGUCUCCCAUUCCAUAUUGGCGGGUGGUUUUGAAGACCCAGCCAAAUUGUAACUCCAAGUUGUUUUAACUGCCUG